This is a messenger RNA of Cynara cardunculus var. scolymus (artichoke), 1626 nucleotides long. RefSeq names its product protein TRIGALACTOSYLDIACYLGLYCEROL 1, chloroplastic. The record is from RefSeq and is a predicted model, not a curated record. Bases 384 to 1484 code for a protein of 366 amino acids. Gene Ontology annotation, cellular component: ATP-binding cassette (ABC) transporter complex. NCBI's taxonomy places the organism in Eukaryota, Viridiplantae, Streptophyta, Magnoliopsida, Asterales, Asteraceae. The transcript has 4 exons. Gene Ontology annotation, biological process: phospholipid transport.
UUUUUCCUCCGCCGUACUCCCUACUCUCACCGCCGGGGCAGCCGCCGCCGCCCACUUCCAUUUUGCCGGCGUACUCUCCGCUUCCUUCCUCGACGGAUUCAAAUCAGGAAAGUACAGGUAUAAUUACUGCGAUUGCACAGAUCAAUUCGUACACUCACUUUGUGCUAAACCUUGGUGCGAGUUUAGGUCAGGCUGUUACGCAUACACAAUUGCAGGCGGCCCCUCCACUCUUGAGUCCAGUCCUCCAGCAGCGAGCGACAUCGUCCACCAGUGAGGCGUGAGCAGUGACCGACGACUCGACGGACGACGGUAAUCGGAUUUGGGAGGAAGGUGAUUGGAUAGCUCAUCAGUUGCAGUACACUUGAAGAUCGGAGCGCUGAGCCAUGCAAACAGCUGCUUAUCAUUCCAUAAACUUUUACCUACCUGGCAGAAGAGGCUCUACAAAAACAUGUGCUUGGACGAACAUUAGAAACAAAAAUCAAAGUCAGUUUUCUCAGAGACUUAAGCUGAUUAAAGGAGUUGAGAAUGUUCACAAUUUGGGAUCUUUUGGCCAAACCAGAUUGUUUCUAGACCCUAACAGCUUACCAGUCCAUGAAACCAGGGUUUCCACAAUCCCUGAUGAUGGACAUUCGCCAUCUGUUUGUGUCUCUGAAGAUCUUGCAGACACAAACGACAAACCAUUUCAAGAAUUCGAGCCAUUUUUCAGCAAAUGGUCUCCUCCUAGAUACCUAUGGAGAGGGUUAUCGGUUUUUAUCUUGGCUGGUCAGGUGAUAAUGAGGAUACUUAACGGUAAAAUCCACUGGAGAAACACCCUCCAACAGCUAGAAAGAGUCGGUCCAAAAUCAGUUGGUGUCUGUUUGUUAACCUCAGCUUUCGUGGGCAUGGCUUUCACCAUUCAGUUUGUUAGGGAAUUCACAAGAUUAGGUCUAAACAGGGCUGUUGGCGGUGUACUAGCCCUGGCAUUCACACGUGAGUUAAGCCCUGUGAUCACUUCAAUCAUUGUCGCUGGGCGUAUUGGGAGUGCAUUUGCUGCAGAAUUGGGGACAAUGCAAGUUUCUGAGCAAAUUGACACUUUGCGAGUUUUGGGUACAGACCCUGUAGACUACUUGGUAACUCCAAGAGUCAUUGCUUCUUGUGUCGCUCUACCGUUCUUGACCCUUAUUUGUUUCACAGUAGGGAUGGCAUCUAGUGCUCUAUUGGCCGAUGGGGUUUAUGGGAUUAGCAUUAACAUUAUCUUGGAUUCGGCUCAGAGAGCGCUUAGAUCAUGGGAUAUAGUUAGUGCGAUGAUCAAGUCUCAAGUAUUUGGUGGGAUCAUAUCGGUUGUGAGCUGUGCUUGGGGGGUCACCACUUUGGGAGGUGCCAAAGGUGUUGGAGAGUCGACUACUUCUGCUGUGGUCCUUUCACUUGUUGGUAUCUUUAUAGCCGAUUUCGUGCUUUCUUAUUGUUUCUUCCAGGGAGCCGGCGAUUCUCUGAAGAACCUGUAACUUUGAUUAAAUACAAUCGGUCGUAGCUUUAGACCUUUUUGUCUCUCGAUGUUGCUUGUUCUCAUUUGUGGGUUGGAGAGCUCUCAUACUCCACCCAAAGUUGCUUCGCCCAACUGGUAAAAUCUUGUGUUUGUUUCUCGGA